AUGGCUGAUGGGACAGGACACGAGAUGAUGGAUGCCUUUGAUUCUGCAACCCUCAAUGCUGCUGCUGUCGGCGCUGCUGGAGCUGAUAUGGUGCCCCGCUCCUUUGAUUACACAGACCUUACUGUCUUGUCCGACGGCAGUGACAAUGAUAGAGACGCGACUGCUGGUUUACCCACAUUCAAAGCCAAAGUGGCAGUUAUGCAUGAUUUACCGCCCGCUUUGCCAGAAGCUGAGAGUUUCGCAGAGGUGUAUUCAUGUGGCUCUACGGCACAAACUACAAAAGUCGAGCCUCUUCAAACGCAGACGUCACUACAUACGGAAGUCCAGGUCACGGUUUCAGGUGCAAGCCGAGAAAUUAUAUACAUCGACAGCAGCGGCGAAGAGAGUGAAGAAAAUUACGAGAGUGAGAGAAACGACGACAGCGAGAGAAACGACGAAAGUGACGAAGAUUACGAAAGCGAGAGAAACGACGAGAAUGAGAAAAGCGACGAAAGUUACGAAGACGACGAUAACGACAGAAACGACGAGGACGCUUCUUCACCUAUACGGCGUCUAACUUUGGAAGAGUCGUGCUGCGAUAUGCCAAAUUCGAGGCACCGCGCAAUACCGAUCAGCGACAUCUGCGCCCCGGAAACGACACACGCUGCUAUCUUUGUAGCCACUCAAAAUGCAACAGUCGAGACUGAAUCGUCGGAGGAUAAUGUCCCGCUAGCUAUUUUGCGCAGGAAUCGUCUCGGGAACAAACACAAAAUGAGGGACAACCAGGUCACCAAACUUACCCUUGUGAAUCGGCCCACGUCGCCGCCAAAACUUUCUCCUAAACGAAGAAGGCAAAGCCGAAUUUUCGACUCGGACGCCUUUGAUGCCGCGAUUUACAUCCAGAGCGAACUACAACCGCCCCCCGGCGUAAAGGUUCCUCGCCCCACAAAGGCAUCCAGCGCUUUCCCCCCCGACGCGAGGAUCUUUGUCCCAGCCAACCCGGCAAUUCACGGCCCUGUGGUGCGCUCCAAAAAGUGGUGGAAAGACAAGAGGCGGGAGAUUCGCGACCGACCGAAGCGCAAGACGUGGUUCGGAAAAGUGACGCAGCGGAUGCGCUGGCUCUACAACAAGCAGAUGGCGGCGGAGGCAAAGCGUCAGGCGCCCGUACGGGGCGCGGCAGGGCGCCGGACGCGACAGGAUCCCCAACCGGCCGCGUACAAGCGCAUCAUAGACUUUGGCGACGUUCCGGCGGACCGGCUCCCGGCGGACGUGCUCAGCACACCUGGCUGGGCCAAGGCCUGCGAGUGGCAGCGGAAGAUGAGGGAACAAGACGUGGCAAUGGAGCGGCAAGUGGAACACAUCUGUAUGGAGUUCCUUCUGGGUGGUAGACCUCUGUAUCUGUACAGUACAUUUGGCAGACUUGAAAUGGUCCAGACUACGGCAGCAUAG
Cordyceps militaris CM01 is the source of this 1428-nucleotide messenger RNA. RefSeq lists its product as uncharacterized. NCBI's taxonomy places the organism in Eukaryota, Fungi, Ascomycota, Sordariomycetes, Hypocreales, Cordycipitaceae. The record is from RefSeq and is a predicted model, not a curated record. The transcript has 3 exons. The coding region runs from base 1 to 1428 and encodes 475 amino acids.